AUGGCAACAUGGUGCGCGCCCAUUAAUGGCCGGAGUGAAGGGGGCUUAAGGUCUGCUGCAACAAGAACGCGGUUCGGGUUGGAGAGUGGACAGGGUGUCGGUGGUAGUAGCAGCGCACAUGGUGGCGGUGAUGGAGGCCCCAUUGCAAGGGUUGGGAUGCCAUAUUCUAGCGGACAGCGCCAUGGGGAGAACGAGCUGGGAGGCACUGGCAUCGGCGGUUUGGCUCCCGGCGGCGUUGGGUUGGGAACGCAGGAGAGUACGGCUGGAGUCGUAGGGGGCGCAGACACCGGACAGGGGGCUGGUGAAAUGUUUGGAGGGUUAGGGGCACGACAUGAGUAUGGAGUGGGAGGGGGAGGGGGUGGAACAGGGAUGAGACGUGCGGGCUGUGGGACGGGAUCUGCAGGAGUUAUGGGAGGUGUUGGCAUGUGUGUGGGGACUGCAGCAGGAAUGGGGGGCUUUGGCCUGGGUAUGGGUGCUCUAGCGGGAUCUGGUGGGCUGGGCAUGGGUGUGGGUGUUGGCCGUGGGUUGGGAUCUGGAGCAGGAGUUGGAGGGGUGGGCAUGGGAGCGGGGACUGCAGAAGGCAUGGGUGGCUUUGGCCAGAGUAUGGGAUCCGGAGCCGCAUUCGGAGGACUGGGCAUGGGUGUGGGCAUGGGGUCAUGGUUCACUACAGGCAUAUGGAGUGGCUUUCGUUAUGGCAGCGUGGGCAUGGGUCUUGGAAGCGGGGGACGCGACCGCGAUGAGUGUGUAGGUGCCAGGGUGGGUGUCGGUGCUGGGAGUACGGGACCUGCUAGAUGGUUUGCCGGAGAAGGUGGUGGUGGUGGAUCACCGAUUGGGGGUGUGGGCGCGGAUGGACGAAUCCCCGUCGCACCAGGUGCCACACGAAUGGGUGGACCGUUCAACAUGGGUGCAAUUUACAAGAGAGCACGUGAGGGUUACCGUGCAAACACUAUCAUUAACGAAGUCUCUGCGCAACCGCAGACCACGGAGCAGCUAGGUUGGCGCCAUUCGGCACUGGAUGUCGAUGAUAACUUGCAUGUCGGCCUCACAGAGAGCAUGGCUCUCCCAUGGCCGGAUACCGGGGCGCAUGGCGCUGCCCUUCAUGCUGGAGAGGACGAACCGGGAUACGAGGAUGAGGAGGACGUGCCCAGAGAAGGAGUUCCAGGAGCGGGUGACGGCGAGGACGAGGAGGAAGGGGGCAUUCAUGUGCAGACUGGAGGUGCCGGGCGUGGUGCGGGGCAUGGAGCUGGAACUGGUCCAGGGCAUGGAGCUGGGAGUGCUGCUGUGAGCGGAGCGGAGACAGUUGCUGGGACAGGGGAUGGGCUCGGUGCUGGAAGAGGUGCUGGGAGUGUGGCUGGUCGUGGCGACAUGAGAGGAGCUGGGCGUGGUGUUGGGAGAGGAGCUCGGGGUGGUGCUGGGAGAGGUGGUAGGCGAGGUGCCGGGAGAGGUGCAGGGAGAGGUGCUGGGAGAGGUGCUGAGAGAGGUGUUGAGAGAGGUGCUGCUGUGAGUGGUGCUGGGAGUGGUGCUGUUGAGACUGGUGUCGGGCGUGGUGCUGCUGGACAUGGUACUGGGAGUGGCCCUGCUGGGCAUGGUGCUGGGCGUGGUGCUGCUGGGCAAUGUGCUGGGAGUGGUGCUGGGAGUGGUGCUGGGAGUGGUGCUGGGAGUGGUGCUGGGAAUGGUGCUGGGAGUGGUGCUGGGAGUGGUGCUGCUGGGAGUGGUUAG
Messenger RNA from Closterium sp. Naga37s-1, 1719 nucleotides. Lineage: Eukaryota; Viridiplantae; Streptophyta; Zygnematophyceae; Desmidiales; Closteriaceae. The record is from the annotation of a GenBank genome assembly.